Messenger RNA from Aureobasidium vineae, 1371 nucleotides. The record is from the annotation of a GenBank genome assembly. NCBI's taxonomy places the organism in Eukaryota, Fungi, Ascomycota, Dothideomycetes, Dothideales, Saccotheciaceae.
AUGUUAGGAUUCGCCAUAUGUNUCACCUACGUUCUCACCGAUGGUGGUACGGGCAUCCUAUUUUGGGGCUUCAUUGUUGCGGCUUGCGGCAUGUCUCUUGUCUACGCAAGUAUAGCAGAGAUGGCAUCGAUCGCUCCGACAGCUGGUGGACAAUACCACUGGGUGUCAGAGUUCGCACCCCCGAAACAACAAAAAUUCCUGAGUUACAUGGUCGGUUGGUUGGUCGCGACGGGCUGGCAAGUCUACCUUGCCGGAGUUUGCUUCAUGGUUGGCGGCAUUAUCCAGGGGCUUAUCGCUCUGAACGUUGCAGGAUAUGUAUCGCAAGCCUGGCAUUGUACUCUGCUAACCAUUGCUGUUGUCGCCUUCUCGAUUGUCUUCAACACAGUUCUCGCCCGAUAUCUACCAUCAAUCGAGGCUCUGGUACUGAUCCUCCAUGUGCUGGGUUUCUUCGGCAUCAUCGUGCCGCUUUGGGUGCUUGCUCCCCGUUCGCAUCCACGUGAUGUGUUGUUCAAGUUCACAAACAAUGGAGGAUGGUCGUCGAACGGGGUCUCAGCUAUGNCGGAAGAAAUCAAAGACUCCUCCCGAGUCUUGCCCAAGGCCAUAGUGUGGUCGAUCGGUCUUAACGCGGCUCUAGGCUUUCUCAUGGCUGUCACCUUGAUAUUUACCAUGGGAGACGCACACGACAUCUUAAACACACCAACCGGUCAACCAUUUAUCCAAGUCUUCUUCAACAUCACCCAAAGUUACGCCGCUACGAAUGUCAUGUGCGUCAUCGUGAUCGUCAUCCUUUGCUCAUGUUGUAUCAGCGAAGUCGCUACAGCCUCACGUCAAAUAUGGUCUUUCGCCCGUGACCGUGGAGCUCCAUUCUCCGACUGGCUAAGCAAGGUGAGCCUUGUCGAGUUUAGAGUGUUUCAAUCGCUGAUCUCAUCCCGCAGACCAAUCNCCCACUGGAAUCUGCCCGUUCGCGCUGUCUUGAUCUCGUUUGUCAUUACCAGUCUUCUUUCUUGCAUCAACCUGGGCUCUUCGGUAGCUUUGAGCGCCAUCAACUCCCUCGGGNGUGUCUCGCUCCUCAUCUCGUACNUUACCACGAUCAGCUGUUUGGUCUGGAGACGUCUCCGCGGCCCGCCGCUGCCGCUACACCCUUGGGAUCUGGGCAGAUUCGGUAUAUGGGUCAAUAUCGGGGCACUGCUAUUUCUGCUGCCUGCAGCAUUUNUUGCAUUCUGGCCCUUGGCAACUCCGNUCACUGCUUCCUCGAUGAACUGGGCUUCCGUCAUGUUUGUAGGAGUUAUGGUUGUGGCUCUUGUCUACUACAGCAUACGAGGGAAAACCCACUACGUCGGUCCGGUCUCCGACGUUAACCGGGACGAAUAG